CUUCAUCAUUUGGACUGGGAAGGAAAUAUCGUCUCCGCAUUUUCAAUCCCAUCUCAACCCUCUGAAUAUUCUGCAUUUCUCCAGACGUAGAGGAAAUAUCUCCUCAUCCGCUUCGCCGAAUAGUUGCGUUUUUCUUCAGUAAAUCAAUUUGAUUCCAGAUGGCAGAGUCAAAGAAGGAAACUCUAGCUGUUAAUCCAAAAAAGAAAAGUUUGCUGCUCGAUGAUGAAAUUGGAAAGGAUUUCCUUAGCUCCUGGAAAUCAAUGUCUGUGACAGAAGAUAGUGCUAUGGAUUUUAGCUUUGACGAGAUCCCAAUGGGCAAGAAAAAGCCAUUUAACUUUGAAAAGCUGGAUAUGGAUUUUAAUCUGGAUGGUGAUCUUGAUAAGUUAUCAUCAUUCAAAAUAGACUUGCCAGACCUUGAUUUCUCAAGCCCCUCUGCAAAGUCUGAGGAGAAAUCUAAAGAAGAAACUUCUAGUGGAAACAACCAAGGAAAAAAGCAACAUUUUGCCUUCUCUUUUGAUUUUAAUGAAUUGGAUGAUUUCAAUUUUAGUUCAAGUUUAAUGGGACGAGAGAAGGCUUGCAAGAAGAGGGUAGAUAGUGAAACAGUUACUUUAGAUGGGACUAAUUCUGAAGGUUCCAAAAUCAGCCCAGCAUUCAAGGAUAAUAGCAUAACUGCUAAAUUUCUAGCACCAGAGGAUGCUGCAAAUUCAAAGGUUAAGAUGGAUGAACUGGAGGAUUCAGCCAAUAUGAAGGUUAAGAUGGCAGAUGUUGGUCCUGGGGCUCAAAAUUCCGCAGAUGAAGCCUGUCUUUCAAAAACUGCAGCAUCUGUAAACUUUGUUGAAUCACACGAAUCAAGAAUUUCACCAGAGAAAAUAGUAUCUGCCAAUGUCAAAGAAACUGAUCAGUCAAUUACUGUGCCAGAUAGGAGUCCCAGGACAGUUUCUUCUCAACCAUGCAAUCAGCAUUCUGUACAGAAUUCACCUAUCAGUUCUGUUCCAGAGAAAAUUUUGACUAGGGACCAUAUCUCUGAUAAGCAGGCAGAAGUUUAUUCCCUGGGCACAAAAUCAAAUGCCAUUUCAGCUGAAGAGCAAAAUGUUCAUGAGAAAACAAUGGCUGUUUCAGGAUCAAAUCAAGCAAAAGUGCAACAGCAGAGUUCAUCUCAAGUAUCAUAUACUGGUAAAGGUCAAAAGGAAGGUGGAGAUAUCAAUAUGCCAUCAGAAAUAAAGGAUGGUGCAGCAUCAGGACAAGGUAAUGUUGAUCUCAAAAAUAUUUCUGCUGGAAGCCCAUCAACUGAAAUAAUGCAUGAUAGCGGAGCCAAUAAGAACGUCCAGAAUUCAACUCCUAAACAUUGUUCAGUCCUGUUGGACAGAUGCAGUGAACUGGCAGUCAAUAAGCUAAAAGCAAAAAAAGACACAGACGCUGGAGCUAUUCGCUCAAGAUUUUUCACAAGAUCAGAGGAAACUGACUCUCAAUCACAUCAACCAUUGCCAACUGGAGAAAAGGUUUUCUCAUUUAGCAGCAGAAGGGUUAGUGCCAUGCAAGUAUGUCCUGCUAAUGAAAAAAGGGAGGAUGUGAAUGCCACUGAAGCACAAACGGAAAGAAAAUUGCUCGGAAAUUCAAAAUCAAUUUCCAGAGGAUUAGCUAUAGAUAGGCCUGCAUUGCCGGAGAGUAAAAACAAGGUUAAUGGAGACACCAGGGAAGGUCUGAGUGAUGAUGCUUUGGAAAAUGAAAGGCUUUGUAGUUCAAGGCUGCAAGAUAAAUUAGUACCAAAAGGAGAAGCUGUCUUGAUGAGAAGUGAAAGGAACGCUAGGUUUCAAGCUAAUCCUUCCAGCUCCAGGGAGAAGGAAACUGGCUCCAGUAUUCUGACAAGUCUAAAUCUUGUACCUCCUGUUCUAAAAGUAGAAGAAUCUGUUAGGAACUCAAAGGUUGUUUCUGAAGGGCUAAAAGCUGCCAAGAGGACACCUGAUCUCUCUAGCUUGAAAAUUUCGAGAAAUAGGACAGGGGGAGCAAACAAAGUUCCAUCAAAUGUUACACUUCCUAGGGACACUAACUCCUCGAUAAGCACAGAUGAAAGCAGGGAACUGCCAGCAAAAACGACAACUAAGAUUACCCAUCCUGGCACUGUUGGCAACAUCGAGAAACAAACACCUCUAAUCCCAUCCUUGAAGCGCAAAACAUUUGAGGAAUCAAAUGUAGGCUUAAUGCCCUUGAAAACCCUAAAAGGACCUUGUGAAUCACCAAGUGGAAGCAGAAAUUUUAGAGAAUCCUCUCAAAUGGUAGCUGAGAAAGAGGUUUUCAAUCACGUGAAUCCUGUAGAGGUUGUGACCACAACAAAUAUUCUCAAUGACUAUCAAAUGCCUGGAUCAGAAGUUCCUCACGAGGUAAAUAUGGCUGAACUGGAAAUUGCUUCAGUAAAAGAGGACAAUGGGAAUGUGGAAAAGGCUGAAGCAUAUACAAAAGAGCUUGAGAAUAUAUGUAACAUUCUGAAAAAGAAACAUGAUGAAGCCAAAGAAUUAUUAGUUCGUGCUGUAGUUAAUAACAACAACUUACUGAUGCUUAAUCAUCCCAUCUUCGAAGAGAAGAUAUCCUUCCACUUGUCUUUGUUAUAACUCUUUCUUUAUCACUACAAAUUUCUUUGUUUCUUUUUUUCUUUGCUCUGAAAUAAAGUGGCUUAUUCCUUAGCUUUUUUGAGGCCAUAUUCCUCGACAAUUGAAAACAUCCGUGUGGUUCAGAAAUUUGCUGCCCUAUUGAUAUCCAAGGAACUUCCUACAUGACAUAAUGAUCAGAACAAAAGCUACCAUGUAAGGAUCAUGGGAUCUUUCAACCUGUGUAGUUUACCUCUCGGCUUUCUUCGUGGAUGUACUCUCUUUUUAAAUUUUUUGCUAACUCAUUGCAACUUCUACUCGAGACACAGAUCUUUCAUGAACUGGUAAAAUCUUGGUAGACUCUUGAUAUACGGCUAUAGUUAACAUUGU
Rubroshorea leprosula is the source of this 2972-nucleotide messenger RNA. The record is from the annotation of a GenBank genome assembly. Lineage: Eukaryota; Viridiplantae; Streptophyta; Magnoliopsida; Malvales; Dipterocarpaceae.